CCCUCUCUAGUCUCGGGCGUUGCAAUUUUAUCAAAAUGGCGGCCGCCGGUGAUGUGUUGGAAGUUUUGGAAACCAGAAUAAAAUGUCUUGAAGAUCGAAUAUACGGGAGUGAAUCAAGUCUAGGCAAAGAGGCAAACAAUCCUGAGGUAUUAAAAACUCUGGGCGGUGUGAAACAAUCACUGGAUGGACUUACAACUGGGAAGGAACGCAUCCAAGCACUGUGGAAAAGAUUAGAGGAACUGAACAGUAAUCUGGAUCCUGAACUGACAGACAAGUUGACUCUGACUGAAGAUGCUAAAGCAGACAUUAUAUUAGCAGAGGAAGCACAGCUCAAGAAACUGGCAGGGUUGCUGGAGAAACUCCAGGGCAUGAAGGGCACACUGGACAGUGAACAUACCAAAGGAGCCCCAGCAUUCCGAGACAAACUUCAACCUCUUGUGACAGUACAACUGGACCAAAAGGAACGUGCACAAAAGCAGAAUCAGGAGGUCAACGAACUAUUGGAAGCAUACAACAACAUCAUCACACUGAUAUCCCAGCAGUUCGUCCAAUGGGACGCCGUGAUGACCCGCUAUGAGGUUGCGAAGAAGGUCCGGGAACCUAGUGAAUAUUACUGAGAGGCGCAGUACUUGAUGCCGCCUGUCUCUUGCUCCAGUUCUUCAGUAAAAGUCACUUAAUUUAUUGAGGAUUAAAACUUCAAACCAUGCCUUGUAAAUAAGAACACAUGCACUGCUUCAUAUUUUAUUUGAUUUUUUUAAAAUUAGCCAGGAUACUCUUUUCAGAUCCUGAUAUCCAUAAACAAGAAAAUUUCAGUUCAAUUAAAAUCAUAGAUCUUUUUUUUUGUUAAUUUUCAAAUCUCAAGUUCUUUUGUUUAAAGGGGCACUAGGUCCUGAAAUCUUAGAAAAUGUCAUGUUUUGGAUCGUUUACUUAUCCUAUUUCAAACAUCUGGUUGAAAGGAAACCAACAUAAUGUCUUACCGUUUCCCGAAAAAAGACAGGAAAAAACGGUUGUUUACAUCGGACACGACGGAGUACGAAUAUGUUUUUUCUGUCGUGCACAAUGUACGACAUACACUUGUGUCAUGUGUCUACAGGUACACAGCAUCGUGCUUGCGAACAGCAGUGACCAAUUACCAGUGCACAACAUGUGGUUUCUUACACGUCCGCAAAAGGCGAACACUUUACGGAUGAAAUCACAACUAGCACCCAAACAGCUCAACUUUUUGGGGUCGCAAACAGAACCCCAAAAGUCUUUUUGGCACGCGUAAAACAGGAAUAACACAAAAACGCCCAGCUUUUAACGGAUAGUUGUGUGGAUGUUUAUAUCCUACUUUUCAAUGUUCUUUCCGAUGAACAUCAUUUCGUUCAAAGCGCGUUUUGUAGCCCAAUUGGGCUGUUCCAGGAUGCAGUAUCCCUUUAAUUAAUAAGGCAAGGCAUUGCAAGUGAAAGUUGUGUGUAUUGCAGUAGCAUUAACCAGCAUCGUGACAUUUGAAACUCGCAAGUUGAGAUAAUUUACUGACAUUAAAUGUUGGUUUCUGUUUCAGAACAUACAACUGUUUCUUUAUAAAUCACAUCAAAUGUCUUCACAAUCAUUUUCCCUAGUGAGUGACUGUUAUUUGUUGAGAUAAAAGAUCGAAAGUUUAUAUAACAAGGCUCCCUGUUUUGCUUGUAAGGUGAAACUAUGGUGUUAAGAUUUUCAAGUGCAAUAAAGUAGCAUAACGAUUUUAGAGUAUUGUGUGUAUUGAGCCAAACGAUUAGGCCACGUCCAAAAAUAAACCAGUUUCUCAUCCCUGUACCACUUUUCUUUUCGCAGCCUCUUUUUUUUCCUUUUUU
Messenger RNA from Patiria miniata (bat star), 1832 nucleotides. It is a transcript of the gene dctn3, whose product is annotated as dynactin subunit 3-like. The transcript is spliced from 7 exons. Bases 36 to 617 code for a protein of 193 amino acids. The record is from RefSeq and is a predicted model, not a curated record. Gene Ontology annotation, cellular component: dynactin complex. Gene Ontology annotation, biological process: cytoskeleton-dependent cytokinesis. NCBI's taxonomy places the organism in Eukaryota, Metazoa, Echinodermata, Asteroidea, Valvatida, Asterinidae.